Molecule: messenger RNA, 1238 nt
Organism: Spea bombifrons (plains spadefoot toad)
Lineage: Eukaryota; Metazoa; Chordata; Amphibia; Anura; Pelobatidae
Product: probable G-protein coupled receptor 141
Exons: 1
Coding region: 15-857 (280 amino acids)
Biological process (GO): G protein-coupled receptor signaling pathway
Cellular component (GO): membrane
Molecular function (GO): oxysterol binding; G protein-coupled receptor activity
Source: RefSeq, a predicted model, not a curated record
UAUGCGAUAUAGAAAUGCAAGUUGUGUCUGUCGUCAUUGUAGUUAUCUAUACCAUGGCAUUCAUUUUUGGAUUCAUUGGAGUACUCAUGAUGGGAUUACAGCUGUAUAAAACAAACAUUCUUUUAAUGACCGCAACAACAUUCAUAAACCUAUUAUUAGUCCACAGUCUCUUCCUUCUCACUAUACCAUUCAGACUGGUCUAUUACACCCAAAACAACAUUUGGACAUUUGGAUAUACAUUUUGCGAGGUGGUUAGUGGCAUGAUACAUAUCCAUAUGUAUAUGUCCUUUAUUUUCUAUGUUGUCAUUCUUGGGAUAAGGUACUUCAGUUUCUUCAAGGAAAACGACAACAUUGAAUUCAACCGUAAACUCCAUGCAGCGGUGGCAAGUAUUAUUGUUUGGAUAUUGAUAAUUGCUGUUAUUUUUCCCAAUUUCUAUAUAGUGUAUGGCACAUCUACCUCUUAUAACGAAACCAAAUGUUUCCAGUUCCAAAAAGAUCUAGAAAAGGAAGAAAUGCGUACAAUAAACUAUGCCAUUACUGGGUUUAUACUAACAAUUGUAUGCAUUCUUCUGACCUUACAGAUUUCUAUUAUCAUAAAAGUUGUUAAAAAUAUAGAAGGCUCUGUAUUUACUCACCAGGAGUUCUGGGUUCAAAUGAAAAGCCUUGUCUUUAUUUUGAUUAUGAUUGUUUGUUUCUGCCCUAGUCUUGCGUUUAGACUUUUCUACUUAAAAUACACAGAGGAAUGUAAUGGGUACAAUGAAAUCCUUUGGAGUGUUAGCGCACUCAGCUGUGUGGACCUCUUGUUAUUUUCUCUAAAACCAUUUUGCCAUAGCGUUUCUGUAAACUGUUGGUUUUAAGGGAAGGGAUUAUUCUUGGUGUAAUUACUUACAUUACGGUUUUUACUAACAGCAACUCGGUGAAGGCUUGACAAUCUCACAAACUUUACAGGGCUCCUCGACCCCAGGGUACAAGACAGAAGUUAUAACAGCAUUUGCAAUCAAGGCACUAAUUGGAUUUCCAUUGUAUCCACCAUAAGCAUCACACAGUUGGUAUACAUUUCUUUUUUUUAUCGUUAAAGAAGCCCCCAUAUGAUAAAACGCGUCAGGUUCAUUGCUGCUCAAUUUUAAUUCUUGGCACAGGUUUUUCUCAGUUUUACUAAUGGUUGCAAAUGUGUUUUUUGUGUGAUGUCAUUAAUAUAACUGAUAUAUUUUUAAGACAGAUUAAAAUUGUAUUUAACG